ACUUAUUAAAUAGAAAACCAUGUCGGCCAAACCCCUUUCUGACGAAGAUAAGAAGAAGCAAAUCAGUGUCCGAGGUAUUGCUCAGGUAGAGGAUAUCUCAGGAAUCAAAGAAGCAUUUAACAGGCAUUUGCAUUACACCCAAGCGAAAGAUAGAAAAGUGGCAACUGAGCGUGAUUAUUUUUUCUCGCUUUGCUAUACAGUCAGAGAGAAGCUUGUUGGCAGAUGGAUUCGAACCCAGCAGCACUAUUAUGAGAAAGAUCCGAAGAGAGUGUACUACUUGUCUCUGGAAUUCUAUAUGGGGCGUACAUUGACCAAUACUAUGGCGAACCUGGGUAUGCAGUCGCAAGUUGAUGAGGCGCUCUAUCAGAUGGGAUUGGAACUUGAGACCCUUGAAGAGAAGGAAGAAGAUGCUGGACUCGGAAACGGAGGACUGGGUCGUCUGGCAGCUUGUUUCCUUGACUCUAUGGCAACUUUGGGUCUGGCGGCAUAUGGAUACGGGAUCAGAUACGACUACGGAAUCUUCACCCAGAAGAUUUUCAAUGAUGAGCAACAUGAGGAGACUGAUGAUUGGCUCAAGUUUGGCAACCCAUGGGAGAUUGCAAGACCAGAGUACCAGAUCCCGGUGCACUUCUACGGCAAACUUCACUACCCCAAGGAGGGAGGAGCGCCGCAGUGGGUCGACACCGAGGUAGUGAUGGCAAUGCCGUAUGACACUCCCAUUCCUGGCUUCCGAAACAACUAUGUGAACACUCUGCGACUGUGGUCUGCCAAGGCACCCACCGCCUUCCACCUGAGCUCAUUCAAUGUAGGAGACUACUUGAAUGCCGUUUGUGACCGCAACUUGGCGGAGAACAUCUCGCGAGUGCUGUACCCCAAUGACAAUUUCAUCGAGGGGAAAGAAUUGCGACUGAAACAGGAGUACUUCCUGGUAGCUGCGUCUCUCCAGGAUCUCCUCAGACGCUUCAAGGUGUCCAAGUUUGGCACCCUGGACAAAUCAAGAGUAGACCUGUCGAAACUACCGGACAAGGUGGCGAUCCAGUUGAAUGAUACUCAUCCCUCACUCGCUAUUCCGGAGAUGAUGCGCAUCCUAGUUGACAUCGAGGGAAUGAGCUGGGACGAUGCGUGGAGUCUGACCCAAAGAUGUAUGGCCUACACUAACCAUACUGUGCUGCCCGAAGCUCUUGAGAGAUGGUCUGUGAAAAUGUUGGAGUUUCUGCUGCCGAGACACUUGAACAUCAUCUACGAGAUCAACCAGCGCUUCAUGGACAAAGUGGCGCAAAAGUGGCCGGGAGACUUCCCUCGUAUGGGCCGCAUGUCCAUAGUUGAGGAGUUGCCGGAGAAGAGGAUCAACAUGGCCCACUUGUCUAUAGUGGGAUCUCAUGCCAUCAACGGAGUGGCCGCUCUCCACAGCGAGAUCAUCAAAGAAACAGUGUUCAAGGACUUCUUUGAUAUGGAACCAGAAAAGUUCCAGAACAAGACUAACGGAAUCACGCCAAGACGUUGGUUGGUGUUGUGCAACCCUUCUCUGGCUGACUUGAUUGUGGAGAAAUUGGGCAGUGACGACUGGCUGACAGAUCUGAGCCAGCUGAGGAAACUGGAGCAAUGGGCGGAGGAUCCUCAGUUCCUGAUGGCCGUUUCAAGGGUGAAGAAUGAGAACAAGCAGCGACUGGCACAUUACAUAGAGAAGGAGUACGGCAUCAAAGUGGACUGCCACUCUCUGUUCGACUGCCAAGUGAAGAGGAUCCACGAGUACAAGCGACAGCUCAUGAACAUCCUCCACGCAAUCACUCUCUACAAUAGAAUCAAGGCGAAUCCGAAUGCCAACAUCGUCCCUAGAACCAUCAUGAUCGGUGGAAAGGCUGCUCCCGGGUAUUGGACAGCAAAGCAGAUCAUCAACCUGUUCUGUCGAGUCGCUCGAGUGGUCAACAGCGACCCUAUGGUCAACACCAAGCUCAAGAUGGUGUUCUUGGAGAACUACCGCGUCUCCCUAGCUGAGAAAGUCAUCCCUGCCGUAGAUCUCAGCGAGCAGAUCUCGACAGCUGGUACGGAGGCGAGUGGCACUGGAAACAUGAAGUUCAUGUUGAAUGGGGCAGUGACGAUUGGGACCCUGGACGGGGCCAAUGUGGAGAUGCUGGAGGAGCUGACCAACAAGGAGGACAUGUUCAUUUUCGGCAUGAAGGUCAACGAGGUCGAGGCACUCAAGAAGAAGGGAUACAACCCGUACUCGUUCUACCAGGCAGAUCCGGAGCUGAAGUGUGUAUGUGACAUGAUUAGAGACGGAUACUUCAACCGGGAGAACCCUGACCUGUUCAAGGGCAUCUACUCCAACCUGGUCAACCACGACCACUACAUGCUGCUAGCCGACUACAAGGCGUACAUCGCCGCACAAGACAGAGUCGCAAGGCACUAUGCUAGUCCGACCAGGUGGGCUCAGAUGGCAGUGAUGAAUAUUGCAGCUUCGGGCAAGUUCUCUUCGGACAGGACGAUCACGGACUACGCACAGGAGAUCUGGGAUGUGAAGCCAUGCAAGGAUAUACUCCCAGAACCACACCAGACCAAGUAGAGACCCCCUAUUCCCCACUUUUCGAAGGGGGUUUGAUUGGGUUGUAGGAGAGAAAGGCAAUGAAAAUGAAUGGAUAUAUACUAAUCGUCUUACUGCAACAACAUACAUGUGCUUCUUAUUACGACUAAUUGACACCAACCGAAGAUGACCGAUGGCGUACAGGAAUAGAAGGAUUCUUAGUCUUUAAGUUUAAAAAUUGAAUAUAACGCCACUCAAGAUGAUAACAAUUCUUUGCACUCAAAUUCACAUUCAGUAGAGAUAGACACCUGGCACGAUCGUUUAAACUUCGUGAAAGACGGUGGUGAAACAAUUACAAAAAGAGCUGUACUUAAGCUUUAAAAGAAAGGGUUUCUAAUCGAUAUCUUGGCUGUUGAUUAAAUGACUGUUUAGAUAUUGAAACUCAAUUUCAGGAUUGACUAGGCUUCGAUUCUCGCCACUGUCUUAAAAUAUAUAACCUCCACAAGAUAUUUUACAAUCUAAAAAUUUAGUAGAAUUUAUUUUUAACUGCCUCUAAACUAUUUACCUCAAGUCUUCAAUUGCAGAAAUAAUUGAAUUUAAAUUGACUUUUGCUGUACUAUUUGAGCGCUCGAGCGGAAAAAUUUGUAAUUUGAGCUUAUAAUCCUCUGUAGUGAAACUGAUGCUUACUUAAGUAGUUGGAUAACACCUCGCUUGAUUGAUUGACAGAUCGCUGGGAUCUAACGUCCAGUGAAACUGAAGUAGGUCUGGGAUCUCGUUUGUUUGUUCUGUUCUGAGUUUAAAAAAAUCUACCAUUACGAGUGUUUGCGUAUUACGUGUAUUAUAUACUUCGUACUGAAUCAAUGAAAUGUUUUGUGAGGUGCUCCUAUUUUCACAAUGUUGUAAUAAUACUCAAUUAAUCAGUUCAUUUCAGAAACAAUAAUUAGUUUGAAAUUAUAUCGAAGCAAUUAUUUACACUCAAAUCAAUUAACUUCUGCUACUUUC
Molecule: messenger RNA, 3523 nt
Organism: Symsagittifera roscoffensis
Lineage: Eukaryota; Metazoa; Xenacoelomorpha; Acoela; Convolutidae
Product: glycogen phosphorylase-like
Exons: 16
Coding region: 20-2563 (847 amino acids)
Biological process (GO): glycogen catabolic process
Cellular component (GO): cytoplasm
Molecular function (GO): glycogen phosphorylase activity; pyridoxal phosphate binding
Source: RefSeq, a predicted model, not a curated record